Molecule: messenger RNA, 1471 nt
Organism: Columba livia (rock pigeon)
Lineage: Eukaryota; Metazoa; Chordata; Aves; Columbiformes; Columbidae
Gene: OGFOD2
Product: 2-oxoglutarate and iron dependent oxygenase domain containing 2
Exons: 7
Coding region: 95-1144 (349 amino acids)
Molecular function (GO): iron ion binding; L-ascorbic acid binding; oxidoreductase activity, acting on paired donors, with incorporation or reduction of molecular oxygen
Source: RefSeq, a predicted model, not a curated record
CUCGGCCGGAAGCGGCGCGCCCCGCGGUGCGGCGGAGCCAUUUGGCGGCGGGACCCACGCCAGGUGCCUCCUGCCCCGGCUGCCGGCGGGAAACAUGUCCGCGGGCCGCCCGUUCCUGGCCUGCGCCUGCUUCUUCUCCGACAACAUCUUCGUGGGGCGCUACGGGCUGCACGUCCGGUACCGGGACGAGGCGCAGCUCCGCCGCGAGCACGGGCGGGCGCUGCGGGAGCGGGGCUGCAGGAGUGACCGCGAGUUCGAGACCACGCUGCGGGAGAUCGAGGCAGAAGUGCAGAGAAGAAAACAGUUAAUUCAUCAGUCAGUGGAACGCAAAGCUGUCAUCUCAAAGUGCUACAAACAAAAACACCCCGAAGUGUAUGUUCUGCAGGAUUCAUUCCUGGCCCCAGAUUUUCUAGAAAUCGUGAGAUACUGCACAUCACCAGAUGCUGAUCUCCACGGCCUCCUGCGCUACAUCGAGUCCUUCUCAGACAAGAGGAUCUAUCGACUCCCGGUGUUCACAGAGGAGUUCUGCCAAGCCUUUGUGGAUGAGCUGGAGAACUUUGAGCAGUCGGACAUGCCUAAAGGCCGGCCCAACUCCAUGAAUAACUAUGGGGUUUUGCUGAAUGAGCUUGGGAUGGACGAAACUUUCAUCACACCCCUGCGUGAGAAAUACCUGCGGCCCAUAACGGCGCUGCUUUAUCCCGACCUGGGGGGCUCCUGUCUGGACAGCCACAAAGCCUUUGUUGUCAAGUACUCGCUACACGAAGAUCUGGAUCUGAGCUCUCACUAUGACAAUGCAGAAGUCACCUUAAACGUUUCACUGGGAAAAGACUUCACAGAAGGAAACUUGUACUUUGGGGAUUUCAACCAGGAUCCUGCACCCGUGCCAAAGUACAUAGAGAUCGAACACGUGGGAGCCCACGGGCUGCUACACCGAGGAGGGCAGAUCCACGGGGCGCUGCCCAUCGCCUCCGGGGAACGCUGGAACCUCAUCGUUUGGAUGAGAUCAUCCACCAUCCGCAACCAGCUCUGCCCCAUGUGCAACAAGAAGCCUGAGCUGGUAGAAGCAGAAGGGUUUGGGGACGGGUUCACAGAAUCCCUUGAGGAUGAUGUGCCCGAGACUGUGGACCUCUGUUCCUUGUGGUAGCAAAUACUAGAGCCUGUUUUCUCCAGACCAAGCUGCCUCAAGAUCCUUUCCAGCCUCCCUGUCUGCACUAACAGGCUCUUUGACUCAUGCAAGAAGUAGCAUCACUUCAAAAGUGAUUUAAACCCAAUCCAACCAGGGGAGGCAGUUGCUUAGAGAGCAGAGAGCUGGUACCCAAGCUCACCAGGUCACACAAAGACUCUGUAAAUAUUUUAAUGUUUAUGGGGAAAACACCCAAAGCUGCUCAGCCCUUUAAAGAGCUCAGUGCCAACAGCAGGAUUACAGUCCCACUGUAAACAGAAAGAACAGAACAAUAAAACCCCACACUUA